Stylophora pistillata is the source of this 675-nucleotide messenger RNA. Its product is annotated as solute carrier family 15 member 4-like. Gene Ontology annotation, cellular component: membrane. Gene Ontology annotation, molecular function: transmembrane transporter activity. The record is from RefSeq and is a predicted model, not a curated record. Gene Ontology annotation, biological process: transmembrane transport. Lineage: Eukaryota; Metazoa; Cnidaria; Anthozoa; Scleractinia; Pocilloporidae.
GUUGCUGGUUCAGUCAAUCAUACUGCUAGUGGUGAGAAAUACCCUGUGGUGAGAAACUAUUCUAUUUGGUGGCAAAUUCCACAGUACACCCUGAUGGGUAUGAGUGAAGUCUUCAUAAGUAUUCCAGGACUUCAGAUGGUAUUCACCAUGUGCUCAGCCACACCACAGAGUGUGACAUCUGCAGUGUUCAACAUCAUGAUAAGUAUUGGAAGUCUGCUGAGUCUAGGCAUUUUAGCACUCACUGCUAAUCUUUGGGGGUGGUACCCCAGAGCCAGGGAAGGGGCUCUGAGGUACUACUUGGGUAAUGGCAAGGUUGCCUACUAUUACUGGCUGUUGGCAGUAGUUAUGGUUGCAACAACACUUCUGACCUGUAUUGUAGGAUGUGGUUAUGAUAUUGGGCCUGACAGAAAUGGAAUUAAGCAUCAGGUGGCAGUUAACGAAGAGACUUCGAGACACGGUCAGCUUCCAAAUGCGGGGGUUGAUUAAAACAAUGACACAUUUGUGGAGUUGAGCUCGUGAAUAUUUUGACAAAAUUGUGUUGAAUGUUUUACAAUUUUUUUCUUAACUUGGAAGUGCAAUAUUAUUAUUUUUAUAUAUAUAUAUAUAUACUUGAACAUUGUGACUCUGGCUUUUUAAAUUAAAUUAGAUCUGUGCUACAGAAAUAACCACCAAACA